UCAGCAGUCACUCAAACCCAAUGUUUUUGACAAUUUUUGCAGAACGUUUGGAAUAAAGUCACAAUUACCCAGCAUUAGUGGAAAAAACCAAACUUUUUUGUGUGACUUUUACCGUGAAAUUGCGAGAAACUGGAGGCCCUGAUUUAUUUAUUUACUUAUUUGAGCUAAUUGAACAAAUUUUAGCUAAAUUAAUGACUUUCACAUGGAGGUUGGCGUGAACAUUUGUAAUACGCUAAAUAUCCCACGUCUAACAGUUGUCAACGCAAUCAUAGAUAAAAAAUGUUUUUAAAUGCCUGGAACAAAUAUUAUUGAAAGCACGAAUGUGCUUUUAACAAGCGCUCGCAUGCCGUAAAUGACGAGAUGGCCGUUCUCUGACAGUUUGCAGACAGCCCAGAUGGCUCCUCGUUGACAUACGGUUCUCAUCCGCGCCUUGGCUCUGACUGUCCUCAGUGACCGAGUGCUGCAUCAGUCGUUAGACUUUCCCUUGUGAUCUGAUUUACUGUUCUGUGGGGAAGCACUUUUAUUUUGGUCCAGCAAUCUUUCAAAGGGAGUGUCAUCUUUCUUACAUGGCUCUGCUUGGCAGGGUAUUUUUAGCUAGCAAUCGCUAAAUGACGCCUCUGUCCCACUGAUUGUAUGCCAUUACUAACUUUCAUCCAUUCAACCAUUGUCUGUUUGGGAUUUUCUUUCUUAAACUGCACGGUAAAAAGAAAAUAGUUAGCCAUCUUUAAUCUUUAAAGUUAGAUUCUCUGUCGAUUCCGUCACCUUUUGGAUGUCAUUUCUCUCUUUGGCAUCUCCCAUACUGCCGCCUCGCUCCAGCCCCUGCUUUUCUUGUUUGUUAUAAAUAUAUCACGUUCGGUUGGCUUGAUAGGAUAGGGUUUCCGUUCGGGACCGGAGCCAGUUCUGCUCUUUUUUGCUCCCUGGGUAUAAACAGGUGAGCUGUGGACCCUGAUGACCUUUCACCGUUGCCCACAUGUUCAUGAAAAAGAUCGAAGUGCUCUGGUUUCGUCUGUGCCUGUAGUGUACUCCCCACUAUGUGGUGAAGGGCAGUAAAAACACAGGCAUCUUCCUUAUUGUGGAAUUCAAAGCAUGCUGUGGAUAGCAUUGAGUAUUGAAUGUCUUCUUCUUGACUCCAGGUGUGUUGGGGGAGAGAAAGGCGGGACUUUAAUGACCGUUUUCGCUAGAUUAAGUUUGUGUGUUCGCGUUUAGAGCUGUUUUCCACAUGCCCCUACCUGAGAGGUUUCUUUCUCAGGGUGUACGGAGGAAUGUGUGGAAUUCCCCAUGUGCCUUCAUCCCAUCUGAUAAACAUCGCAGGACUGUGGAAGAGCCGUGAGUGGGUGGACAGUGGGUGCACAAAGUCAAGACUAUACAUGUGCCCACUCCCCCAAGAAUGUGUAUAAUGUCAACACAAUACGGUAUCGCAGUUAUGUCCACUGACAGCGCCAAUGUAAGUCUGUGUAUUGUUUGACUCAAGUCAGAUGAAGUCGUUUGAAAUAAUUUGGUCCAGUCGUUUUAUUUUUGAUGACAGUUUUAUUCCUUUAGACCGCUGCACAAUCAGCCAUUGAGUCAGGAUGCUGUUAGCAGAAUUGGACUUUGUCCAUUGUGGCUGCUACACACCGCCCACCCCCAGUCUGGAAUGGAAAAGAUUAGACCGAUACUUAGCCCAACUGCUGGUUGGAUUGUUGAUGCUUUUAGGUUUUUGUAAGUUUGAGACUUUUCUGUAUAGAGUUUUUCUUUCAUAAAACAAAACAAAUUGACAACAUUUCAGGUCUACACGCAUACUCAAACCUCUUCAAAGUGCAGUCUAGUUUUUAAAUAUAUAAUGUCAUCAAAAUUUGAAACCCAUUCCUCAAGUUGACUUAAAUAGGCUGAGCUAUUGUUACCUCAUAAAUUGUUAACAUACAUUGGCUGUCCACGUUUUAACUGUGGUAUAGCGGUCCUAAUGAGGAGAAGUAACUUUUUAAAGUGUGAAAUUAUUAUCCAUCCAUUGUCUAGACCCACUUGGCCUCGCAGAGUUUCUUAAAAAGAGUUUGGAAAUAUCAAGCAACUUAUGAUGACGCAGCGAAUGUUCUGGAGCUGCAGUCGGGUCUUCUAGCAAGUUCAGAGUUCACUACAGAGAAUCAAAAAUCUAAAACAACAAAAACCUAAUUGGUCUGUCUCAAAUGAUCAUCCUGUAAGUUAUUUAAACUUCUUCUGAAACACAAGACAAACAACAUAAAGCAACUAGACCUGCACAUUGCAUCAAAUCAUUACAUUGUACUAUCAGUGUGUGCAAUAUUGUAAUUGCAAAGGAUUGCUUGGUUGCAAUAACAUAUUUUGCCAGUCGCAUGUUAUUUUCUCUAAUGGCUGAUAAGCUAAUGCUCAUGAAUAGUGGUUGAGUCAAUAUGAAAUGUAAAAAAAAGAAAGAAAAAUGAAAGAUAACUGAGUUACCUUAUAAUUUUCAGCAAUAGCAUCGUGAUUAAAUAUUCUUUUGAAAUCAUACAUACAACUACAUGUAAAAUUUUCUGAUACUUUAAAUGGAAACGUCUUUUCCGAUCUGAUCUGAACGGAACAAGUGAGAGGAAUGUCUCAGCUGUGAUUGGUGGACAGAAGAGCACAAUGUCGCCAUGGAUCCUUAUGACGACGCAGCAAAUGUUCUGGAACUGCAGUCGGGUCUUCUAGCAGUUCAGAGUUCACUACAGAGAAUCAACUCAGGCCUUCGACACGCUUCCCUCUGCGCUAGGAAAGCAAGCAUUUCUGGUUAGAGUGUUGGAAAAAUGCAAACAUGGAGAACCUAUGGAGUCGUGAGCAUACCGUUAACCUCUUUGAAAUGUAUGAGAAGGAGCUGAACAUUCUUUUUGGUGAAAACGAAGAACUCCACCAUCAAAACGCAGAAAUAAGAGUCCACUUCAGGAAGAAGCUUGAAGCAGAGAGGAAGAAGAACAUGGCUCUGAGUCAAGAAAUUGACAAACUUAAAGAGCUUCAGGCUGCAGAUCCCAACAAAGCCAUUGGUCAACUGCAUCGCCAACUCCGGGUAGAAACUAAUCUGCGGCUGAAUGUGGAGGCCAAAGCCGAGCGGGCUGUUCAAAUCGCAGACCAUUUCUUGCAGAAACUGGAAGAAAUCCAUAAUGUCUGUCAAAAAUGUCUUGCGCCAAUCCAGAUUCCCGAUGCAAAUCUCAAAAGAGGAGUGGAUGACCUCAGUGGAGAACUGCUGGAGCUGAAACUGAUGCUUCGAAAAGAAAAAGAAUCUAGAGCUCACAAAGGCACCCACGGGCCUGAGGUCUUUACGCAAGCGCACAUAGAGGUUUCAUCCGAAGUCCUGGACCACAUCGGUGAAGAAACGUCCAACAGCUACAUGGAGCUGAGGAAAGAAAGGGACGAACUCCUGCAGGAGAUCCUGGUGCUGCAUCAACGGGAAUCCAACCUGAGGGAUGAGAUUGAGUGGAACGGUCUGAGAGAAUUCGAGAUUCUGGAAAUGCUCUGUCGGGAAAUAUCAGGGUUGGAAACGUUGGAGAAGCAGCAUCUUUGCCAGGACAUGUCCUGCGAGGAGGAGAGGGACGAGAGGGCGAGGGCAAAGGCGAUUAAGGUUGCCGUGGCCUUGUGAAUGCAAUGUGUGCUCAGAGCAGUAAACUGUUGUCUGCCAGCCUGGAGCAAACAGAAGAGCAAACUACCGACUCAUGAAGAAGCUGAGAUUUCUGAACUCAAACGGACAACCUGACCUUCCAUUGUCUGCCUUUACUCAAUAUUUCUCUGAUCAUAAAAGAAAACUCUUCAUAUCAAUCUGUGUUGUGAAGAAGAUUUAUUUCUUUCCUCACUGAUUCAUUAUUUAAAAUAGAGUCAUCAUUUGUAUUUAGCAUCAUUUAAAUUAAACAAAUGGAUAAGGAGAGUUGGACAAGUAUCGGUUCAGAUGUUUAUAUCUAAACUUUUUUUAUUCUUUAAAGGGAGAGUACUUUUUUCCAUAAACUGGGAUCGUGCUCAUAAGGUCUGCAAUAUUUACUUCCAACAAAAAACAUUGAUUCCAUACCGGAGAAUUUGUUUAUUUAUCAUUUAUUUAUUUUUGCA
Xiphophorus couchianus (Monterrey platyfish) is the source of this 4038-nucleotide messenger RNA. RefSeq lists its product as uncharacterized. The record is from RefSeq and is a predicted model, not a curated record. The coding region runs from base 2762 to 3580 and encodes 272 amino acids. The transcript is spliced from 3 exons. NCBI's taxonomy places the organism in Eukaryota, Metazoa, Chordata, Actinopteri, Cyprinodontiformes, Poeciliidae.